GAGUCACCAUGACUUAACUGAUAAGGACAGGCAAUUGCCUGAGAUCAGAGAGAUCCAGCUAAUAAAUGUCAGAAGUGUACAGAAAAGUGUAUAAAUCAGUACAGAUGAGGUUCAUCCCUUCCACAUCGUGACUUUCCUGUUUGUGGUUUUGUUAUAUGUCAAGUCGGCGGAAGAAAUUAAAUGGGAACUUUUGGAGUUUUGUGGAAGCUGCAGAUGACACUCAAAGGCAGCAGAUGACACAGAAAAAGCUUAAAAGUUCAGAAAUCCAUAAAAUAUCGGGAGCUGCCCAGGAUUCAAGAGGAGAAGCUUGAAGAGAUGCUCAAGGAAGGAAAUGGAGAAGAUGGGGAAGAGGAGCAGGAAGAGGAUAAUGAAUCAGAGGAGUUGCCCAGGAUUCAAGAGGAGAAGCUUGAAGAGAUGCUCAAAGAAGGAAAUGGAGAAGAUGGGGAAGAGGAGCAGGAAGAGGAUAAUGAAUCAGAGUAAACUCAGCUAGAAGGCUUCAAGAAACAUUGUGCCUCAUGGGGUGGGAAAGGGGAUCAGGAGGGCUCCAGUGUCUUAUUGUGGCACAUGAGGGGCACUGGCUUCUUGAAGAUGGGGCCAGGAAGCUACCAGAGCUCAGAAAGUUGCAAAGGCGUCUAUUACAGCCCAGCCUAUGUGCCCACUGGCAGAGGGCUAGCCUAGCUCAGGCGGCUCACACCAAUCAUCCCCAGCUGGUCGGCCUGGCUCCUGGGUGAUGAAUAUUUGUGGCUGAAGCAACUCAGACACAGACUGCCCAAAAAAGACAGGCUGGGGUCAAUUCACUUCAAUUCACUGUAUCACCUAGCUGUUCUAACAUGUUAUAGCCCAGUGAUGUUACCCCAAAGGUCAUUUGCAUCAUCUCUCCACCUUCAGGGAGUUGCCCAGGAUUCAAGAGGAGAAGCUUGAAGAGAUGCUCAAAGAAGGAAAUGGAGAAGAUGGGGAAGAGGAGCAGGAAGAGGAUAAUGAAUCAGAGGAGUUGCCCAGGAUUCAAGAGGAGAAGCUUGAAGAGAUGCUCAAAGAAGGAAAUGGAGAAGAUGGGGAAGAGGAGCAGGAAGAGGAUAAUGAAUCAGAAUCACAGGCCCAGUGUGGCAUGGAAGAAGUGCCUAUAAGUGUUCUGCUGGAUAGCUGUCUGGCGGGUGUCGCAGACUCCAGCUGGAGUGAAGUAGGAGAGAUCACCCAGGAGUCUUCCAUACAGGAGGAAGCCGCAGUCGCUGAGGCUGUUGACACUGGAGGUGUUUCCCCCUCAGCAGCUGGACUCAGCCAUGGAGACUAAACAAGUGUCCAUUUUGGGCCCUGAAAUAAUCAGAAUCUCAGAGUUGGAAGACUUAUCAAAAGUUCUCCAGUCCAUCCCUUCUUGACUGAGUAUUUCCUGUGCAACACUGUCAACAAAUGGUCAUUGAGCUUCUGCUUGAAGAACUCCAGUGAGAGAUAACCCACUGCUUUCUGGAAUACCUCUUUCACUUUUGGACCACUCUAAUUGUUAGGAAGAUUAUCCUUAUGCCAAGCUUUAAUCUGUCUCUACAACUUUGUCCCUCUUCUUCCCUCUAGGACCAAGUGGAGAAAGCAUCAUCCUUCUAUAAGAGGCCACUAGUUUAUGCAAUGAUUAGUGUGCUAGAUUUGGAGGUAGGAAGACCCAAGUAUGGGGACCAGAGGAGUAAGAGGCAGGGUUUCCACCUUUCAGGGAUCUUUCAUUCUGACUCGGAUGGCAAAGAACCAAAUGUUUGGUUUAAUUGGGGGCUGGUAAUCAAGUACUCAACUACAUCAGAAUGGAAACUCUUGGCAAUUAGAGAUGGUUCCACCCCUGGUAUUUGUAUCCCUGGUUCCUAGCACAGUGCCCAGAGUACAGUAAAUACUUAACAAAUGCUUGUGCAUUGAUUGCUUAUUAAAAAAAAAGAUGACUUAGAAGGAUAAACUCUAUAAUAAGGAGACCUAUCGAACAAUGGAAUGAUCUGCUUCAGGAGAGGCAGAGGCUUAAUAAACGUUGACUGGUUGAUGAGAUAUUUGUCUCCUUAUUGCCCAAACACUCAGAUAGAGAGAAUGGAGAGCCACUUGUUGUCAGGAGUAUUCCUGAAUGGGGUAGGAGGGUGAGUGAGGCGCCUUCUAAUUCUGAGAUUCUCUGAUUUGUGUGCGUCUGUCUAUGUGAGUCCGAGAUCCUAAGUCUAAGUAGCCAGGAAGGAAAUUGGUUCAAGGUUAUCUGGGUCCUAUGCUUGCUAAUUAAUGCCUUGUUAUCUCCUUUUCAUAAAAAUCUUGGGGAGGAGAAUUCAAUCCGAUUCAACCAACAGUUAUUGAAUACAAAUGAAAAUAGUUCAUGUCUUCCCCAUGUUAACAUUGUAAAGAUAAGUCAAAACAAACAUGCAAAAGAAAUGCAAGGUGAUUUCUGGGUGGUGGAGUCCUACCAACUGGGGGUGGGGGAAUCAGGAAAACGCUUGCAGUAGGAGGUAGGUAGCACUCAAGGUGAAUCUUGAAGUCAAGUCAUGGCAACAAACAUUACUUAACCUACUAUGUGCCAGGCACUGUGCUUAGCAUGGGAGACACAAAGAAAGUCAAAAUUCCAAAAAUACACCAAGAAAAAACCCUGUCCCUGGUCUCAAGAAGCUUACAAUCUAAUGGAAGAGUCAUGUAAACAACUAUCUACAUACAAGAAACCCAGGAUAAUUGGGGAUGGUCUCAGAGGGAAGGCAUUAAGAUUGA
This is a messenger RNA of Monodelphis domestica (gray short-tailed opossum), 2706 nucleotides long. The record is from RefSeq and is a predicted model, not a curated record. Lineage: Eukaryota; Metazoa; Chordata; Mammalia; Didelphimorphia; Didelphidae.